AUGAGAGACUUAAUUCAAAUAAAUCCAGCCUUACAAACUAUUAUUUAAAGUAUUUUAAUUCUUAUUUUGAAAUAAGUAAUUUUUCUAAUCAUAACAAUAGACUCUAAUCCAUUAAUUAUACUAAAUAAAUUAUACUUACAUUAUUUAGGAGUAAUCACUACAACUGAAAUAAACGUAAAUAAUUUUGGAGGAGUAAAUCCUUUACCAUCUGUUAUAGCUGAUAAAAAAAAUUAGAAAUUUUCAGAUUCUAUAUUUUGUUAUGCAUUUAAAGAAGAAUUUUAAGCAUAAAAUACUGAAUCAAUUUAAGAAGUCACUUUUGCAGAUUUUUUGGCACCUCUUGGAUAAAUUGUUCAUUCAUAAUUUGAUGAAAAUAAACCUUUAUUAUAUGGAUACAUAAUAAAAAGUCCAAAGAUACUAUAUUCAUAUCCAUGUUAUUCUUAUGGUGAAUCAUUUGAAGAAUAUGUACCAGAAUCAAGACCAUGGUUUAAAUUGGCAUAAAAUGCAUCAGAAAAAGUAGCUGAAAAUUUAGAGUAUGAAUAUUCAGUAUCAGAACCAUACUUAUGUAAUAAAUUUUAUAUAUAAAUAAUAGUUAAUUAAGCUAAAUAAAUUGGGAUUACUUUAUCAUUACCAUUAGUAGAUCGAAAAUUAAGGUUUAAGGGAGCAUGGUGCAUGGAUAUAUUUCCUGAAUAUUUAAUAGUAAUUACAGAAAAAAUGACAUCUUAAUUUUAAAGCAUGAGUAUAAUGAUAGUGAGUACAGAAGGUAUGAUUAUUAAAGAUGAUGACAAUAAAAAUGCAUUUCCUGUUUAUUUUUAUAAUGAAAGUAUUACUGGAUUUGAUAUUAAUUAAUGGUAAAAAUUGAAGGAAAGUGAUUUAUAGUAAUAUCAAUUUUUAAAUAGUUUAAAGGGGACUCAAUAAAGUAUUAUAAAGUUUUAUUUGAAGAAGCAAUAAUUAUUCAUUUUAUUGUAUUAUAUAUAUUAAUAUAGAUUAGCAUUAUUGAUUCUAAUGAAUAUAUGAACUAUCUGAUGGAGUAUUAAAUUAAUUAACAAUAAAAAAUAAAUGAUUUCUUACAAAUCACUUUGAUACUUUUAUUGAUGACUUUCUUUUUUUUAAUAUUAUUGGCAUAUUUGAUAAUUACAUUUUUGAUAAUGAAACCAAUAGAAGAUAUAAUUUGGUUUUUUUAAGUUAGAAAAAGUAAAUCUUUGAAGGAGAAGUAUCAGGAUUUGUUAAAGACAAGGUUUCGAUAUAGGAAUCAUGUUUAUAUAAGUCCUACUAUCAAAGUUUUAUAAGAGGCAGCUUAUAGAUUAAAUUAUUGGAAUUUCAAAAUAAAGAAAUAAAAAAAUGCGUAAUGUAAUUUGUUACAAAUGUUCUAAUUUCCUAAAAAUAUAUAUCGUCAAAAGAUAUGUUUAAAUGGAUCUAAAUUAUUAGACUUGAAUUAAAAUUUAGAAUAAUAAGAAUUUUUAGGAAUGAUCAGAUUAGGCUAUGAUUAGAAAUGA
This is a messenger RNA of Paramecium pentaurelia, 1493 nucleotides long. The record is from the annotation of a GenBank genome assembly. NCBI's taxonomy places the organism in Eukaryota, Ciliophora, Oligohymenophorea, Peniculida, Parameciidae.